CUUGCUUAAUUUAGAAAAGCAUCUUUCUAAAAGCCAGCAUUUUAUUUUUGGAUUGCGCUUUCGGUUUUACGCUAUACAUCUAAGCAGGUUUCACUGAUUGAGCAAGAACGAUGGUAGAUGUCUCAGCAGACAGCAUUACUCUCGAGAUGCUCAGAGAGGCAUGUGUGGGUGUCAGAUGCAGUCCGCUGGAUGUGAUCAACACACCAAUGAUCCCAUGGUCCCAAACCACACUUCCACUCAACAACCCCUGCAACAUUCACAUCAAACUGGAAAACAUGCAGAGGACCGGUUCAUUUAAGAUAAGAGGUGUUGCAAACCAGUUUGCCCGGAGACACAAAGGGGGUUAUUUUGUGACCAUGUCUGCUGGGAAUUAUGGAAAGUCUUUUGCAUAUGCAUGUAAGCAUUAUGGAGCCAAAGGCAAAGUGGUGAUGCCAGAAACCGCCCCCACCUCCAGAUCCGUUCUGAUACAAAGUUUGGGAGUUGAGGUUGAAAGAGCGCCGACUCCUCAUCUCAUGGAUGUUGUUAACCGAAGUGUUCGAGAGCACAGCAUGACUUUCCUCCAUUCCUUUGAUGAUCCGGAUCUUAUCACUGGACAUGCCAGCUUAGGUUUUGAGAUCCUGGAAGUUGUGCCCUAUCCAGAUGUUGUGGUUGUUUGCUGUGGUGGAGGAGGGUUACUUGCUGGUGUGGCAGCUGCCAUCAAACUGUCUGGUUGUGAGAACACAAAGAUCUAUGGAGUGGAACCAGAAGGAGCGUGUACAAUGUACAAGAGCUUCAUUGUGAAGAAGCCUGUUGGUAUGGAUGCCAAAAGCAUUGCUUCAGGGCUAGCACCACCAUUUGCAGGUUCUUUGCCAUAUGAGCUGUGUCAGAAGUAUGUGGAGAAUAUUGUGCUGGUGACCGAUGAGGAGAUCAAAUCAGCAGUUUCCAUACUUUAUAGGGCUGGACUCGUUGUUGAACCUUCAGGUGCUGCAGCUUUCGCUGCCGUCACGAAUGACAAAAUCCCAGAUAUCAAUGGCAAGAAUGUGGUGGUCAUCCUCAGCGGAGGAAACAUUGAGAAAGAUGAGCUUAGCAACUUUCCUGAUUAAGUUAAAGGCUUAUUUAGAUAGUAAUCAUGUUCCUAUACAGUUAAAGCAUAUAUGGCCUGUGAAGUGCAAUAAUAUAUUAUUCAAACCUCCCAGAGGAAAAGUGACUUGUGUAGAUAUGGCUAUUUUCAGACUGCAUGCAAACUGGAUAUUUCUGCACUAUUAAUUGCAAGAGUUGUAUGUCCAAAAAUAACCAACUUAUCCGCAUGAGCUGCUUUGGACUUCCUCUAAGACAACUUUUACAUGUAUCUUAUGAUCUCCCCCUUGGAAAUUUGACCCUAGUUGAAAACUCUACAUAAAAAAACAGUCUACACAUCACAAGAUCCUAUUAUUAUUUUAUUUUAUUCAAAAAAAAAUUUUUUCACAUGUUCCACUACAGUAGAUCUGACACGUAGAAAUCCAGUGUGGGUUUAUUUAAAAUAGAAAUAUAUCAACGUAUUGAUUAGCUAUGCGACAUCUUUAUUGGCCAUCCUGCAAACAACAGCGUCCGAAAGACUGCCACACUUUUCCUCCAGUGGUGCGACUUUGUAGAGCUGUAAUGAGAGACACAGAUGUAUGUUUCAAUCAAAUGCAAUAAACAAGGAACUCUACAGUGUUCUACAUCAGUACUGUGCCAAAAGUCAUACCUUUUUAAUCUUAGCGACAUCAGUGAAAUCAGACACUCGAUCAACGGCAACCUGUUGUCCGUCCACCUUUGAGACGAUGUCAUCGAUGCAGAGGGUCUCGUCUUUGUUGUGAACUAACACAAUGUGAACCGCACUGUCACUGUCUGAGAUCCCAAACCUUUUGAAUGCUUCAGAUAUCUGCCAGACAAUAAACUUCCUUAAAACGGUAAGCCAAUAAAGAAUGAAGCUGUGUUCCUGUACUGUAAAAGUAUUACUCACAUUGUUUGUGGGUGAAAGAUUAAAAAUGAUUUCCGAGUAAA
Carassius carassius (crucian carp) is the source of this 2004-nucleotide messenger RNA. RefSeq names its product serine racemase (gene srr). The record is from RefSeq and is a predicted model, not a curated record. Gene Ontology annotation, molecular function: L-serine ammonia-lyase activity; pyridoxal phosphate binding; threonine deaminase activity. Lineage: Eukaryota; Metazoa; Chordata; Actinopteri; Cypriniformes; Cyprinidae. The transcript has 7 exons. Gene Ontology annotation, biological process: L-serine catabolic process; L-threonine catabolic process. Bases 111 to 1082 code for a protein of 323 amino acids.